Hippopotamus amphibius kiboko is the source of this 3238-nucleotide messenger RNA. It is a transcript of the gene ADAM22, whose product is annotated as ADAM metallopeptidase domain 22. Gene Ontology annotation, cellular component: postsynaptic density membrane. Gene Ontology annotation, biological process: proteolysis. Lineage: Eukaryota; Metazoa; Chordata; Mammalia; Artiodactyla; Hippopotamidae. The transcript is spliced from 32 exons. Gene Ontology annotation, molecular function: metalloendopeptidase activity. The coding region runs from base 199 to 3090 and encodes 963 amino acids. The record is from RefSeq and is a predicted model, not a curated record.
CGGAAGCGUCCGCGGAGCACAAUGCAGCACUGAGGCAGCGCCGCGGUGGAGGCUGCAGCGCCGCGGUCGCCGCAGCACGGGCCCGGGCUGGGAAGGGGCGGCCCAGGCGAGCUGGGGGCGCUGGGCGCGGGAUCCGGACGCGGCUGCCCGGGUAUGAGGAGCUGAGCGUCUCGGGCGAGGCGGGCUGACGGCAGCACCAUGCGGGCGGCGGCGGCUGUGUCCGUGCCCUUCUUGCUGCUCUGCGCCCUGGGGACCUGUCCCCCAGCGCGCUGCGGCCGGGCAGACGCCUCGUUGACGGAGCUGGAGAGGAGGAAGGAAAACCGCUUCCUGGAGCGCCAGAGCAUCGUGCCACUCCGACUCAUCUAUAGCUCGGGCGGAGAAGAUGAAACUGGGCACGACGCGCUCGACACAUGGGUGCGGGGCGACCCCAGCGGCGGGCAGUUGACUCACGUUGACCAGGCAAGCUUCCAGCUAGAUGUCUUUGGAACAUCGUUUAUUCUUGAUGUCCUGCUAAAUCAUGAUUUGCUGUCCUCUGAGUAUGUGGAGAGACACGUUGAACCUGGAGGGAAGACUGUGGAAGUGAAAGGAGGAGAACACUGUUACUACCAGGGCCACAUCCGAGGAAACCCUGCCUCGUUUGUGGCAUUGUCAACAUGCCAUGGACUUCACGGGAUGUUCUGUGAUGGGACCCACACCUAUCUCAUUGAGCCAGAAGGAAAUGACGCCUCCCAAGAGGAUUUCCGUUUUCAUUCAGUUUACAAAUCCAGACUGUUUGAAUUUCCCUUGGAUGAUCUUCCAUCUGAAUUCCAACAAGUAAACGUCACUCCACCAAAAUUUGUUUUGAAGCCAGGACCAAAAAGGAGUAAACGGCAGCUUCGUCGAUAUCCUCGUAACGUGGAGGAGGAAACCAAAUAUAUUGAACUGAUGAUUGUGAACGAUCAUCUCAUGUUUAAAAAACACCGGCUUUCAGUGGUACUUACCAAUACGUAUGCAAAAUCUGUGGUGAACAUGGCGGAUUUAAUAUAUAAAGACCAACUUAAGACAAGGAUAGUAUUGGUUGCCAUGGAAACCUGGGCGGCUGACAACAAGUUUGCCAUAUCUGAAAAUCCACUGAUCACCCUACGUGAGUUUAUGAAAUACAGGAGGGAUUUUAUCAAAGAGAAAAGUGAUGCAGUUCACCUUUUUUCGGGAAGUCAAUUUGAGAGUAGCCGGAGCGGGGCAGCUUAUAUUGGUGGGAUUUGCUCGUUGCUGAAAGGAGGAGGCGUGAAUGAAUUUGGGAAAACGGAUUUAAUGGCAGUUACGCUUGCCCAGUCGUUAGCCCAUAAUAUUGGUAUUAUCUCAGACAAAAGAAAGUUAGCAAGUGGUGAGUGUAAAUGUGAGGACACAUGGUCUGGAUGCAUAAUGGGAGACACGGGCUAUUAUCUUCCUAAAAAGUUCACCCAGUGUAAUAUUGAAGAGUAUCAUGAGUUCCUGAAUAGCGGAGGUGGUGCCUGCCUUUUCAACAAACCUUCUAAGCUUCUCGAUCCUCCUGAGUGUGGCAAUGGCUUCAUUGAAACUGGAGAGGAGUGUGACUGCGGGACCCCGGCAGAAUGUGUCCUUGAAGGAGCAGAGUGUUGUAAGAAAUGCACCUUGACUCAAGACUCCCAAUGCAGUGAUGGUCUUUGUUGUAAAAAGUGCAAGUUUCAGCCUAUGGGAACCGUAUGCCGCGAAGCAGUAAAUGAUUGUGAUAUUCGUGAAACAUGCUCAGGAAAUUCAAGCCAGUGUGCCCCCAAUAUUCAUAAGAUGGAUGGCUAUUCAUGCGAUGGUGUGCAGGGAAUUUGCUUUGGAGGAAGAUGUAAAACCAGAGAUAGACAGUGCAAAUACCUCUGGGGGCAAAAGGUGACAGCAUCAGACAAAUACUGCUAUGAGAAACUGAAUAUUGAAGGCACCGAGAAGGGUAACUGUGGGAAAGACAAAGACACAUGGAUACAGUGCAACAAACGGGAUGUGCUUUGUGGUUACCUUUUAUGUACAAAUGUUGGUAGUAUCCCGAGGCUUGGAGAACUGGAUGGUGAAAUCACAUCUACUUUAGUUGUACAGCAGGGAAGAACAUUAAACUGCAGUGGUGGGCAUGUUAAGCUUGACGAAGAUGUAGACCUUGGCUAUGUGGAAGAUGGGACACCUUGUGGUCCCCAAAUGAUGUGCUUAGAACACAGGUGCCUUCCUGUGGCUUCCUUCAACUUUAGUACUUGCUUAAGCAAUAAAGAAGGCACUGUUUGUUCAGGAAAUGGAGUUUGCAGUAAUGAGCUGAAGUGUGUGUGUAACAGACACUGGGUAGGUGAGGACUGCAGCACUUACUUCCCUUACAAUGAUGAUGCAAAGGCUGGCAUUACUCUCUCUGGCAAUGGUGUUGCUGGUACCAAUAUUAUAAUAGGCAUAAUUGCUGGCACCAUUUUAGUGCUGGCCCUCAUACUAGGAAUAACUGCAUGGGGCUAUAAAAACUAUCGAGAACAGAGACAGUUACCCCAGGGAGAUUAUGUAAAAAAGCCUGGAGAUGGCGACUCUUUUUAUAGCGACAUUCCUCCUGGAGUCAGCACAAACUCAGCAUCUAGUUCUAAGAAGAGGUCUGCUUUUCUGUCGCAUUUUCAGAUUUCUACCUGUUCCAUCACACAUUAUUCCAUUAGUCAGAACAUUUCAUUAUUUUGCAGCAGGUCAAAUGGACUCUCUCAUUCUUGGAGUGAAAGGAUUCCAGACACAAAACAUAUCUCAGACAUCUGUGAAAAUGGGCGACCUCGAAGUAACUCUUGGCAAGGUAACCUGGGAGGCAACAGAAAGAAAAUCAGAGGCAAAAGAUUUAGACCUCGGUCUAAUUCAACUGAGUAUUUAAACCCAUGGUUCAAAAGAGACUAUAAUGUAGCUAAGUGGGUAGAAGAUGUGAAUAAAAACACUGAAGGACCAUACUUUAGGACUUUAUCUCCUGCCAAGUCUCCAUCUUCAUCAACUGGGUCUAUUGCGUCCAGCAGAAAAUACCCUUAUCCAAUGCCUCCCCUUCCGGAUGAGGAGAAGAAAGUGAACCGACAAAGUGCCAGGCUAUGGGAGACAUCCAUUUAAGAUCAACUGUUUACAUGUGAUACAUCGAAACUGUUUACUUCAACUUUUAUAGAAACUCAGCCUCACUGAAUCACUGCAAAUCUAUCUGCUCUUCAAACAAUUCGAAAACAUCUCUGAAUGCCACAGAGGAGAGGAAGCCGAGUCUCAC